Podarcis raffonei (Aeolian wall lizard) is the source of this 2456-nucleotide messenger RNA. It is a transcript of the gene ARHGAP22, whose product is annotated as Rho GTPase activating protein 22. The coding region runs from base 1 to 2061 and encodes 686 amino acids. NCBI's taxonomy places the organism in Eukaryota, Metazoa, Chordata, Lepidosauria, Squamata, Lacertidae. Gene Ontology annotation, cellular component: focal adhesion. Gene Ontology annotation, biological process: activation of GTPase activity; signal transduction. Gene Ontology annotation, molecular function: GTPase activator activity. The record is from RefSeq and is a predicted model, not a curated record. The transcript has 10 exons.
AUGUUGAGUCCCAAGAUAAAGCAAGCCAGGAGAGACCGCUCCAAGAGCCUGGUGAUGGGGGACUCUCCUGGGCUGCCCUGCCGGCCUCCCUCCCCCUGCCGACAAGAGCCGGCGCUAAAACGUGGCUGGCUGAAGAAGCAGAGAAGCAUCAUGAAGAACUGGCAGCAGCGCUGGUUCGUCCUUCGUGGCGACCAGCUCCUGUACUAUAAGAAUGAGGAUGAGGUCAAGCCACAGGGGUUCAUCCCUUUGCAAGGCAAUCAGGUGAAUGAAGUGGCCCCCAAUCCUGAGGAGCCAGGGAAGUACCUCUUUGAAAUUUCUGCAGGUGGCACAGCAGGUCGGGAUAAGGUGCCCAUCCACCACGAAGCCUUCUUGUUCAUGGCUAGCUCCCAGAAUGAUAUGGAAGAUUGGGUGAAAGCUAUACGGCGGGUAAUAUGGACACCAUUCACUGGAGGGAUCUUUGGUCAACGCUUGGAAGACACAGUCCAAUACGAAAGGAAGUACGGGAAGCACCUGGCUCCACUUCUGGUGGAGCAAUGUGUGGAUUUUAUCCGGGAGCAUGGGCUCGCUGAGGAAGGACUCUUCCGCAUGCCUGGGCAAGCCAAUUUGGUGAAAGAGCUGCAGGACUCCUUUGACUGUGGGGAGAAGCCUCUGUUUGACAGCAACACUGAUGUCCACACAGUAGCCUCUCUCCUGAAACUUUACCUCAGAGAGCUCCCAGAGCCUGUAAUUCCUUUUGCCAGAUAUGAAGACUUCCUCUCCUGUGGGCAACUGCUUUCCAAGGACAAAGGAGAGGGCACUCAGGAACUGGCAAGGCAUGUGAGAAGUCUUCCACAGGCCAACUACAAUCUCCUCAAGUACAUCUGCAAAUUUCUCGAUGAAGUUCAGUCUCACUCGAGCCAUAACAAGAUGAGUGUCCAGAAUCUUGCCACUGUAUUUGGACCAAAUAUCCUUCGGCCUCAAGUAGAAGAUCCGUUAGCUAUAAUGGAAGGUACUUCCCUGGUCCAGCACUUAAUGACUGCUUUGAUCAGCGAGCAUGGUCAGCUUUUCGGUGCCUCUCUGACGGAGGGCCCCGGCCAGCACCCACAUGGCACAAUAGACCAUCUCUCCAAGGACAGCAGGGAGGACCGCGAGUUAGAAAGCCCCACGGUCAACCCUGUGAGCCAACUCUUCAAGGCAGCAUCUUCUGCAGCUAAGGAGCAGAACAGCAAAGCAGACUGCAGCCUUCCUGCAACGAGCCCCGGCAAGAGAAGGCAAACGUUGCCCGCCUGGAAAUACUCCUUUCGGCAACAGGGGUCCGGGUCGCUCAGUCACAAACUGGGAAGCUCUUUGCUGGAUAGCCCUGGUUUCCCUUCCGGUGGGAACUGGCUCAUGAAUGGACUGUAUUCCCUUCAAGGCCACUGCAGGCCGUCCUCAGGAGGGCGGGCCACAGGUUCGCCUCAGAGACUAUCCACCUACGACAACGUCCCCACUUCCGGCCUCUCUGUCAGCACCCACAGUAGCACCAGUGCCACUUGGUCGAGCUCAUCCUGCGAACUCUCUCUCGCCGUGGAUUCCGUCAGCAGCUGCCCUGCCUGUCGGGCCAGCGACUCCUCGGCCUUGAGCUCUCUUCAGGUGGAGUGGGCCACGGCUAGCUCCUUCCCUCAAAGCGAAGCCUGCUUGGAUAACAGCGGGGAGAGGUCAGGGGCGUCCUGCAGCGGCGACAGUGAUCCAAACAAUGGGGCGUCUGCUUCCAAAGACUCCGCCCACUGCUCUGGAGCCCUGCAGAGUCUUGUCGCAGAGCUGAAGGCAGAGCUGAGCAAACAAAGGAUUGCGUAUGACUACAGUAUCAAAAGGAUUGAAGAAGCAAACACGGAACUGAGGAAGAGGGUGGCAAGAUUAGAAGAAGAGCUCGAUCAAGAAAAGAAGAAAUACACAAUGCUGGCGAUCAAGUUGCGGAACUCAGAGAGGGCUCGGAAUGAUGCAGACAAGAGGAACCACCUCCUGCAAGAAGAGAUGGAAGCUUUCUUCAAAACUCUGGGGGAUUUGACUGCAGAAAGCCAGAUGGCCAGCACCCCAAAAUAAAGAGAGAUUCCAGCCAGCCAGAUUCCUCCUGCCCUGCUCCCAACUUCAAAAUGCCAUGGAUCAAUUUUGCCCGUUUGCUUGCAGUGUUGCGGGAAAACUUUUGCUAAAUUACUGGCUUACAAACAAUACAAAAUGCCAGAGAAGUUGUUAACAGCUGAAGAUAAAUGAUAGAUUGGUGAGGAAGAAGUUGAACCUCUUAUCUGGAAAGCAAGAGGGAUUGUUAUCAUUUCUGGCAGUUUCUUUUUGAUGGCCCAGGGCAAGUGUGAUCCUGUGCAUGGUUGCAAAGUGCUUGAACUCUGCUGAAGAAAUGCACUGCCUUCUCCUGCACGGGAGCACAAAGUUCGGUUUGCAACGUUUAACUGAUCUGCUAAAUUAAAAUGAACCUGCAUAGUCAA